AUGCAGAAGAAACGAGAGAUCUGUGAGUACAGAGACAAGCUAGACAAAACCUUGAAUUCUCCUGAUCUCACCAAUGACCAGACUCUCAAAUCCCUUCUCAGAAGUCAGCUUUGCUCUUCCCAAGAAUGUAAUGAAAAUAUAUUGGAUAAAAGAACAGCUGAUGUAUCGAAGCUACUUACUAAGCUUAGGAGUGUUUCCAUGACUGAUCAUCAUGGAAACAGUGAUUGGAAACUGAAACAUGAUCUUGAAGAUUGCCGUGUUAUGUACCGUGAAGGUCUAGAUGGAAGUCCUUUUCACACUAUGCUCGUUGAAGGUUACAUGGAUGCCCCUAUCCAAGAAUGUUUGUGCGUUUCGUGGGAAUCAACACUCUACAAGAAAUGGUGGCCACAGUUUACAUUUCCACCAUUCAAGAUCUUAGAAAGCACAUGCUUGCAAAAGGUCAGGAUCGGUGAACAAGUAUGUUUAGUAAGGAUAAAGGUACCAUGGCCAUUAGCAGAAAGAGAGCUUAUUGUACACUAUUUCUUGUUUGAAUAUUUUAAAGAUGGCUUAGUCGUCAUCCUUCUCAACACGAUAUCUGAUUUAGAUAGCAUUGGAGUAGUUUCCUCUAAUAAGAUCAACGAGAGUGUUAUGUCAGUAACACCUGGUGCAGUGAGGAUUGAUAUCGUUGGUGGAUUUGUCUUACAAAAGGUUACUCCACAGAGGAGUUACUUCAGGACGAUAGGGGAUAUGGAUAUAAAGCUAGACUUUGUCCCUCCGUCUCUAAUGAAUUUUGUAACUAGGCAGCUGAUUGGUAACGGUUUCAGACUAUAUAAAAAGUCAGUUGCUUCGGUGGCUAAAGUUGAUGAAGAUUACAGCAGAGCUUUGGAUGAACCGUUGUACACUAAGAUACGUCAAGCUCUGUAUUCAACUGAUAAGACAAGUGAGGAAGAACCAAAGUUGGAAGCUAAUGAAGUGAAUGGUGAUUCGGAACAUAAGGAUGAUGAUGAUGAUGUUAGUGAAAAUGAGCAUGUCCAUUGUAGAGAAGCUAUUCCAGAGAUUGAAGAAGAAGAAGAUGAUGAUUUUGAGGAAAGUGUUUCUUCAGAGGAAGGGAAUGUAAAUGGCAAGACUAAUGGUGACAUCAGAAGACAGUUUUGCAUCAGUCCAGAGGUGAGACAAGCUUUAGGGACUCUAGAUAGAGUAAUAUACAUGGUUAGAACAAAUACAACACCGGUCCAUGAAACUGAGGAAUUGUCACCAAACAGAGUAGAGGAUGAUCAUGCAAAGCAAGUGAGUCUAUUAGAACAUUUUGAAAAUAAUGUUCCUCAAAAAUCAGAGAGGCAAGAUUUUUCAACUUCGACGGUCACACAAGAGAAGGAGAGAGGAGAAGUAGAAGAAAAUGGGAUGUUAGACAAGGGUGGUAAGAACAAGAGCUUGGGGAGGAGAAAACGUAAGACACGCUGCUUGGCUUUCAGGUCCUGGCUCUAG
Molecule: messenger RNA, 1464 nt
Organism: Eruca vesicaria subsp. sativa (arugula)
Lineage: Eukaryota; Viridiplantae; Streptophyta; Magnoliopsida; Brassicales; Brassicaceae
Source: the annotation of a GenBank genome assembly